AUGUGUGACUUUGAGUGUCAGGGGAGAGAUGACAAAAGAAAUUACAAAGGCACACCUGUAAGCCUUAAUGAAAGUGUGACUGAUGGAAGAGAUUCAUAUGAUGGAAAGGAUGCAGGAAUCAAGCCCUUUGGAAACAGGCUUGGAUUUAAGUCUCACGAGAAACUGCAGAUACUUCAAACUGGCAGGAUAAUUUCUGAAUAUAAUAGAGUUGAGAGGUCUGUCAACAACAGUUUCUCAUUUUCACCACUUCAAAGAAUUCCUCCUUGUGUCCAAACCAGUGUUUCUAAUAUAUAUGGGAAUGAUUUUAUGAAUCCUUCAGUAGUAUUGCAAGACCUCAAAGCACACAGGGAAAAACCUUACAAAUGUGAUGAGUGUGGCAAGGCCUUUCGUGUAAAGUCAGUCCUUUUAAGUCAUCAGACAGUUCAUACUGGAGACAAACCUUACAAAUGUGAGGAGUGUGGCAAGGCCUUUACUCACAGCUCAAACCUCAGGAGACAUCAGAAAAUUCAUGCAGGACAGAAAUUUAAAUGUGAUACAUGUGACAAAGUCUUCAGCCGAAAUGAAAACCUUGCUGGUCAUCAGAGGGUUCAUACUGGAGAGAAACCUUACAAAUGUGAUGAGUGUGGCAAAGUCUUUUCUCACAGAUCAACCCUCAGGAGACAUCAGAGGGUUCAUACUGGAGAGAAACCUUACAAAUGUAAUGAGUGUGGCAAGCAGUAUAGUUACUCUUCACAGUUAAUAAGUCAUAAGAGACUUCAUACUGGAGAGAAACCUUACAAAUGUGAUGAGUGUGGCAAGGCCUUUCGUGUUAAAACCUUCCUUAUAAGUCAUCAGACAGUUCAUACUGGUGAGAAACCUUACAAAUGUGAUGAGUGUGGCGAGGCCUUUCGUCUAAAGUCAACCAUUUUUAGGCAUCAGACAGUUCAUACUGAAGAGAAACCUUACAAAUGUGAUGAGUGUGGCAAGGCCUUUACUCACAGCUCACACCUUGCUGGUCAUCAGAAGGUUCAUACUAGAGAGAAACAUUACAAAUGUGAUGAGUGUGGCAAAGCCUUUUGUGUAAAGUCAGUCCUUUUAAGGCAUCAGACAAUUCAUACUGGAGAGAAACCUUACAAAUGUGAUGAGUGUGGCAAGGCCUUUCGUCUUAAAACCUUCCUUAUAAGUCAUCAGACAGUUCAUACUGGUGAGAAACCCUACAAAUGUGAUGAGUGUGGCAAGACCUUUCGUCUAAAGUCAACCAUUUUUAGGCAUCAGACAGUUCAUACUGGAGAGAAACCUUACAAAUGCGAUGAGUGUGGCAAGACCUUUCAUGAUGAUUGCCUGUAUGAGGAUGUGCCUGUGAGUGAGGAGAAGGAAGGCAAAUGUGAGGAGGGUGCUUCACCUCGGCCUCCGCCCAAACCUCCGGAUGACAGUACAGAUUCAUUCACAGAGACAGAUAGAGAUGUGAGGUCGGGGGAGGAUUCAGAUUCUAUAGAGGCAAUGACCACUGCCUUUUGGAAGGUUUUAUUAAAUAGAAAACAAACUUCCAAGGCUGUUAACCCUUCUGCACCACCUUAUGCAUCCCUAUUUCCGGUAGCUGUCGACAAGGCUGAGGCACAGUUGACCUUCAAGGAUGUGUUCCUAGAUUUCACUCCUGAGGAGUGGGAAUGCCUGGACCCUGCCCAGAGGACCUUGUACAAGGAUGUGAUGGUGGAGACCCUCAGGAACCUGGUGUCUGUGGAUAUGUCUCAUAUAGAGAUGAUCAAGAAAUUACAGGCAAAAGCAGACAGUGGAAAAGGGGAAAUUUUUCAAAGAGUGAUGUUUGGAAGAGCUGAAAGCCUUGAAAGCAAAGAUUUUCACCUCAGGAAGAUCCAGGAAAAUAUAGAUGACUUUGAUUAUCUGGGGACAGAUGAUGAAAGAAAUGACAAAGGAUUGUCUACAUCCCAUAACAAAAACCUCACUGAUGGAAGAGAUCAUCAUAGUAGAAGUGAUGUAGAAAAUGGACCUUUUGAAAGGCAUGGAUCAAGCUUUCAGGAUGAAUUGCAGAUGAUGCAAUCUGAAGGGAUAAUUUUUGAAUGUAGUCAAGUUGUAACAAACGUCAGCGCCUUGGUUUAUCAUCUCAGAGAACUCGUAAUGUCUGCAAAGGCUUUUCCCAUAAAGAUGAAAAUGCUGUUAUGCAUCCUUCAGAACUGUUACCAGACCAUGAAACACAAAAUAAAAGACCUUACAAAUGUAAUGAAUGUGACAUAA
Messenger RNA from Budorcas taxicolor (takin), 2229 nucleotides. Its product is annotated as zinc finger protein 813-like. Bases 1 to 2229 code for a protein of 742 amino acids. The transcript is spliced from 6 exons. The record is from RefSeq and is a predicted model, not a curated record. Lineage: Eukaryota; Metazoa; Chordata; Mammalia; Artiodactyla; Bovidae. Gene Ontology annotation, cellular component: nucleus. Gene Ontology annotation, biological process: regulation of transcription by RNA polymerase II. Gene Ontology annotation, molecular function: RNA polymerase II cis-regulatory region sequence-specific DNA binding; DNA-binding transcription activator activity, RNA polymerase II-specific.